Molecule: messenger RNA, 4547 nt
Organism: Orcinus orca (killer whale)
Lineage: Eukaryota; Metazoa; Chordata; Mammalia; Artiodactyla; Delphinidae
Gene: SIGIRR
Product: single Ig and TIR domain containing
Exons: 9
Coding region: 3155-4372 (405 amino acids)
Biological process (GO): signal transduction
Source: RefSeq, a predicted model, not a curated record
AACCUAGCUCUUUGCCUCCUGCCUGGGCUCUCCCGGGCAGGUCACUGACUGCUGGCGGCCACCAGCCUGUCCAUCAGGUGCUUACGCUGUUCACUCAGCCUCAGGGCCCACUGGGGCUCCUUGGAGGAGCUGCGGCUCGGUGGGGAAGGCGUGCAGUCAGGACUUCUUCCAGUUCUAUUGGACCCUGAGCCCAAGAUGCACCAUCGUCCAAGGGUCUUGGAGGCCACGGGGGGGCGGGCGUUGUGCAGGGUGCCUUGGACAGGGUCAGAUUAAGGAUGUAGGAAAGCUGACGCUGCAGUGAGGAUGCUCUGCCCCUGGAGGGUGAGGGCAGGGACAGGGACCACAGGGGACCCUGCCCGAUUGCUAUGAGCAGCGCCAUCAGCCACCAGUGCUGGGCCCUGAGUUCCAGGUCAGUCCGGGAUGGUGGUGCAGGGGGGUCUGUUGUGACUCCAGGAGAUGUCGGCUCUCCACCACCUGGGCUCAGAGCUGGGAGCCUCGCUGAGGCCUCCUGUUCGCUCCCUUAUCUAGAAGAGGGGGCUUAAGGUCCAUGUGAUACCCCAGCCUCCUUGUAACUGCUCACCAUUUGGGGGCUACACCUGGGAGGUGGGCAGGGAGGGGGCCAGAGAGCCCUGUUCAAGGGCCCGUUAUUGGUGAGAGUUUCCACAGGAGCCCCACCCAUCACCCUGGCAGGUCAGAGGUCAGAGAUACAUCGGGGCUGCUCACUGGGGCCCGGGGAGCUACGUGGAGACACCCGCCCCCCGCCCUGUCUCCUGGGUGUUGGGACCAUAGGGAGUGUCCGGGAAGCAGGCCAUACUGCCCAGCUCCUCAGGUGUGUGCAGGACGGCCCUGACUGGGGGUCCGCUGGCCAGGACCCCCACAUAUCACCGUGGCCCCCAGCCCUUCUGCCACCUCCCCGCUCACCCAGGCCUGGCCUUGGGAAGGGAAGGACGGUGCCGGUGCCGGUGCCCGGGUGGGCUGGGGCGGGCCCUAGAGGAAGGAGCUGCUUGACUCAGAGUUACAGGAAGAGUGGGGCAGGCGGGGCUGGCGGGGAGAACCACCAACUGCCCGCCCGCCCGCCAGCCCGCUGGGGAGGAGGGUGGGUGCCUGGGUGGGGUUUAGGUUGAGGAGAGGAUGUGACUGCAAAGCCAGGAAGCUACGGGGAAAGUUCUUAUUAAAACGCACAAACAAAAGCCAGGUCCUCGCCGUGCUUGGCGAUGCGUCUGGGGCAGCCGUGGUGAUUUGGACUGGGCCGGGGGCCCAGCCGAGCAAACAGUUUGCUUCCAAGCACACGUGAAUGACCUCAGUGACGGACAUCCCCUCCUCAGGAGGAAAGAGCUGGAACCAGGUGACUUCGUGUUCUCGCUGCUCAGCGUGAGCCUGUGUUCUCGUCCUUGGAUGCCUUUUCCGGCCUGAGCCCUCUCCUCGAAAUCAGGCCUGGCUGAGGGGAGGCCCGCAAAGCACGUGGCUUGCGUGUGCACGUGUGUGCGUGGUGCGUGUGUGCCAGUGAGAGAGCAAGGGGUGAUGGGAGGCUGAGGGUGGGUGUGAGGUGCAGUGUGUGUGGUGUGGGGUGUGCCAGGUGUGUGGACUGCCAGAGUGUCGGAGGUGUGGGGAGUGUGCACGUGCAGGCAUGUGUGGGGCGUGCAGGGGGCGGUCGUACAACACAGAGACGAUACAGAGGACGGGGAGGGUUGCAGCGGAGGGUGUGCAGGGGGACACCUGUCGCCUGGCCAUGUGGUUUGGCCUGAAUUUCCAGGAGGGUCCGAGGUUGCCUUUCCAGGGGUAGGAGGUCUUCUGAGGUUACAGAGGCCAAGGGGCCACUGUAGGAGUUGCCCUGGGACCCGCUGGGCUGGGGGAGGGGGCGUGAGCCGCCCAGCCUCCCAUAGCCCUCAGUGGGCUUGUCCUCCUGCUUCAAGGGCCUUCCCAGGACUGCCCUCCACUCCAAAGGACUUCUGGAAGGACCCUCCGCACCAGCCCCCCGGGAACGAGCCUGCCGCUCCACCGAUUUCUGAGGAAAUUCCAGCCCAGCCAAACCAGGGGCUUCCAGCUGAUCACGGGGCCACAUCGGGUCACCCGUGCCGAAGGAAUGGGGGGCAGGCUAAGACUCGUCCCUGCAAAGCCUCAGGGGCCCUACGGGUGGGGGGAGGGCCUGAAGGAGCCGGGGCCCUGGUGUGUCCACUUAGCAGGGAGCAGGGGGAGGACUAGGUGCCCAGUAAAUACCCGCUGGGCACCAGGGAGGAGGUGCCCAGGGCCCGGCUGCCAAGGAGUCUUCCUCAAAGGCUCUGCCACUGGGGCUUCGUGCCCCGCCGUUCAGCCCAGGUCACUGGAGAGCUUUUUGGGUCAAGAGGCGUGUGGCUGCUGCCAGUCUGGCCGGGAGUGGUCCCAGACCCCGCGGAGGAGAGAAAGGUCACCGUGGGCGGGUGGGGGCUUCCCUUGGACAACUAUACGGACAGUGUGGACAAAAGUGUCUGGGUCUGAAGAUGACAAAUGGGUGGAGGUGCCAGCACAGGACCCAGAAGGAGGGCUGCCCCGUGAGACCAGCCUGACCCCCCGCUCACCCCUCCUGCCUCGACACCUCGGCCCAGUGCAGCCUCAAGUGCAGGGUUCACGCGUGCGUGGUGCACCCAGGACGGCGUCCAGAACAAAACCCCAUGGCUGGGAGCGAGGCUCAGUCAGGCAGCCCAGCACUCGAGAACCCCGAGCCCCCCGGAGCCUCGGUACAGGCUGAGUGCGGCUGUACUGCAGCCCCCCUGCCUGUGGGUGGCAGCCCUGUCCCAGGGGACCUGGGAACGAGGCCAACUCCUGGGCUCACGAGGUGUGCCGGGAGUGCUGUCCCACCCUGGGCUGUCACCGCGUCCCUGGGGCAGAUGACGUGCAGUCUAGGCUGUGCCUGGUGCUCUGGGGCCUCCACGCGGCAGCUGGGGCAGAGGCAGUGCUUCAGUGGCCAGAGUUACACGUUAACUUAUCCUGUUCUUGUUUAACUUGCUUCCGGGGAUGGCGGCAGCCUCUGACCCAUCCUGGUGCCCUGACUGACUGGCCACAAGGACAGAGAGUGAAUCCUGCCCAGCCCUUGAGGGAUCAGUCUGCUCGGCCAAGGAGCCCCGGGGAGCCGUGGGUGGCACCAGUGUCCAGCCUGCCUUGAGGCCCCGGCCAGACCAUGGCAGGAGCCUGCGACAGGGCCCCUGACUUCCUCUCCCCAUCUGGAAACCAGGUCCUGUGGCCUGCCCUGGGCAGUGUGGUCACUCUGAACUGCACGGCCUCAGUGGUCUCUGGGCCCCACUGCCCCUUGCCCUCGGUCCAGUGGCUGAGAGAUGGGCUGCUGCUGGGCAAUGGAAGCCACUAUGACCUCCAUGAGGACUCCUGGGUCAAGGCCAACUGGUCAGAGGUGCUUGUGUCCAGUGUCCUGGGGAUCAACCUGACCAGUACUGAAGACUUCAGGACCUUCACCUGCUCCGUCCAGAACAUCAGCUCCUCUUCCUUCACUCUUUGGAGAGCUGUCAGUGGCUCUGUCCCCAGGCCUGGCUGGACACGUGGCCGCGGUGCUGGCCUCACUUCUGGUCCUGCUGGUCCUGCUGCUGGCAGCGCUGCUAUACGCGAAGUGUCGACUCAAUGUACUGCUCUGGUACCAAGACACGUAUGGGGAGGUGGAGAUGAACGCGACAGCCCCGAGGACCGGAAGUUCGUGAACUUCAUCCUGAAGCCGCAGCUGGAGCGGCGUCGGGGUUACAAGCUCUUUCUGGACGACCGCGACCUCCUGCCUCGCGCGGAGCCGUCGGCCGACCUCCUGGUGAACCUGAGCCGCUGCCGGCGCCUCGUCGUGGUGUUGUCCGACGCCUUCCUCGGCCGGGCCUGGUGCAGUCACAGCUUCCGGGAGGGCCUGUGCCGGCUGCUGGAGCUCACGCGCAGACCCAUCUUCAUCACUUUCGAGGGCCAGCGGCGCGACCCCGCACACCCUGCGCUCCGCCUGCUGCGCCAGCAUCGCCACCUGGUGACCCUGCUGCUCUGGAGGCCCGGUUCCGUGACACCUUCCUCCGAUUUUUGGAAAGAGCUACAGUUGGCAUUGCCACGGAAGGUGCAGUACAGAGCGAUGGAGGGAGACCCCCAGACCCGGCUGCAGGAUGACAAGGACCCCAUGCUGAUUGUGCGAGGCCGGGUCCCAGAGGGUCGGACCCUGGACCCGGAGCUGGACCCUGACCCUGAGGGGGACUUGGGUGUACGAGGGCCUGUCUUUGGGGAGCCAGCAGCUCCACCGCAUGCAAGUGGGGUCUCGCUUGGAGAGGGCCAAGGCAGUGAAGUGGAUGUGUCGGACCUUGGCUCGCGAAACUACAGUGCCCGCACGGACUUCUACUGCCUGGUGUCGGAGGAUGACGUGUAGCCCCUGCCCCGUGGAGCAGCAGGUUCACCAGGGACAGCUGGGGCAGGGCUGGGGUGGGUUUUUUUCCCACUCAGCAGGACCACGAGCCCUGUCUACCUGCAGCCUUGGGACCUCGGGGAAGGAGAGUGGGCCCAGCGACCCUCCUCGUGCCAGAAAUAAAGUCCUUUGGAAUCCC